GGCGGCGUUUGUGUCAGCGCCAUUACAAGAGACUGGCAUCACAGGAUGAGCAAGGACAUCAUCACUGUCAGCUGCAUCACAUUCUUUUCGUCUUUUUUUGACUGCGACAGGAUCCUGUGAUUCUGCGAUACAGACAAACCAGUAUAGCGGACGUCACAUCGAAUGGCCAACAAAAUGAAGUCAGGAUGAAAGGAACACCAUUUCUUGAUUUCUUCCUCUGCAGCCUUCUCGUCGACACCAAGGUUGCUGAUGUCAGCAGUAUAGCGGACGUCACAUCGAAUGGCCAACAAAAUGAAGUCAGGAUGAAAGAAACACCAUUUCUUGAUUUCUUCCUCUGCAGCCUUCUCGUCGACACCAAGGUUGCUGAUGUCAGGAAUGGACGAACUUCGCGUGGUUCUAGUGGGAAAGACCGGAAGUGGCAAGAGUGCUUUGGGAAAUACACUCCUAGGCCGUAACGCCUUUGACUCUGAACGCGGCCUGAAUUCUGGCACAAAAAAGUGUAACUGGGCAGAAGCUAAAGUUGAUGGGACAAUCCUCAGUGUGACAGACACACCUGGACUGUGUGACACCCACCGCAAAGAGGAGGAAAUUCUAUUGGAAAUCGGCAAGUCCAUAGCUGUGGCCUGCCCAGGACCUCACGUUGUCAUCAUUGUCCUUCGAUGUGAUCAACGCUUUACCAAUGAAGAACAUCAGGCAGUAAAGACUCUGUUGAAACUGUUUGGAGAGAAUGUUCGUUCUCAUCUCAUGGCAGUUUUCGUCGGAGGAGAUAGCCUUGACGUUCCUUUCAAUCAGAUGCAGGCUGCUCUAAAAGAAGAAAUUGACAAAGGAUCAGAACUGUUGAAAGAUGUUGUACGCGACGUCUGCAACCGUUUCUGUGUGGUGGACAACAAAGGUUCACCUGAAGCCAAGAGGCAGCACGCACGGGUCGUUCUAAAGAUCAUUGAAGAUGUAGUUGAAAGCAACAAAAAACGUUUUUUUACCAACAAUAUUGUUGCUAAAUACGACAAAGAAAUGGAGAAAACCAUAAGUCGCCAUCAGGCAGAGCGAAACUUGUCAACAGAGGAGGCGGUCAAAGAAACCAGACAAUUCGUCGUGGAAGAAAAAGAAGAACCUGGUUUCUUUCAAACUCUAACGAAUGUUACCAAGGAUUACAUAUUGCCAGUUGUUUCAAACCCCCUAGUGGGUAAAGCUGCUACUUUGGUGUCAUCGCAAUGUUCUGUUAUGUAAUUAGAGCAAAUAUGUGAAUGAUUAUUAGAAUAAAUUAAGACACUUGCAAUUACUGAUAACUGUGGCACACAGUACUUACCUCCAAUAGAUAAUAACAACAAACACCUACAGAUUAUCGCAGCAAUGAUUUUAAAAAAAAAUUGAUCAAACGAUGUUUCUGCAAAAAGCCAAAGAACCAAUCAGUAUGUAAUGUUGUAUUUGAAAUGAGUUCUUGAAAAACGUAAUUUGUUUUUAACAUAUACAUAAUUAAAUCAUGUGACAUGUUCAAAGAAAUGUAAAACAAAAAGAUUGAUAUGUACAUACGUUUCCAUCUCUUGUUAUUGUUCAGUUCAUGUUUUAGAUUACUAGUCUUAUUAGAAAAUAUCUCUGUUAACCUCAUUACAGGACGUCCGAUCUCUCACCUUAGCUUAGACUCAGGCCGACUAUUGGUGUAAACUUUCCAAUGUGUCCAUAAAGUCUUACCAAAUGUGUAUUACUGUCAUAGCGAGGUUUCCAUAUCUCUUUUUAACAUUUUAAUCUUCUGUAUAUUUUGCUUUCGUAUUAUAUAUAUAUACAGAAAAAGAUUUUAACUAUUGCAAGCUUGUAAGGUUAAACAAGGAAGUUUGACUUUAACUGACUUUGGUUGAUAAUUAUGCUUAUCACACAUAACUAGUAGAUUAAUAAUAAUAACUGCGUGAUCACAUUUACAAAUAAUUAUUUUUGUUUUAACUCAUUACAUUAUUUUAAUUAUCUGUUUUACAACGUGAAUUAAUUGUGUAUUUAUAUGAACAUCAGACUAUUUUGUACACGCUUCUACAAUGAAUGUGUAAAUAAAUUAAGAUAACACUGAAA
Molecule: messenger RNA, 2058 nt
Organism: Pomacea canaliculata
Lineage: Eukaryota; Metazoa; Mollusca; Gastropoda; Architaenioglossa; Ampullariidae
Product: GTPase IMAP family member 4-like
Exons: 8
Coding region: 367-1227 (286 amino acids)
Molecular function (GO): GTP binding
Source: RefSeq, a predicted model, not a curated record